UCCUUCCCCGUCGCUGUCGCCGCCCCCGGUCUCCCACUCGGCGCCUCCUCCGCCUCUUAUCCUCUACAGCCUUGUCUCUUGCGACCCGUAGGCACUUGGCAGUUACCACCUGCUGCCCUGGCUGUAGUGGAGACCCGCAGAGGUGCGUGCCGGCGGCGAGCGACGGCGGACCCGGCGGAGCAGCCAUGGAGGCGGUCCAGCCGGUACUGAGCGAGAAAACGAACCCGCUGCUCGGCAGAUCAUCCAGUCCAUCCGGCGUCACGCUGCUUCAACCUCACGCCGACAGCGGCGCGGGUUUAUACAACGGCGCCUACUCCUUCCUCGACACCACCAGGCCCUGCGCCACGAGAUUCAGCAGCGGGUCAGUGACAUCCGAGGACUCGCCGUCGCCGGCGCUGACUCCCAGGCUGCUGUCCAUCAUGUCCACCUCCAGCCCCGACAACUACUCCUCGUACGAAUGGCCCGACCGAGCGGCGGCGUCGCGGUCCAAUCGUUACCUCUUCGACGCGAACGCGCAGUCUCGGUGCGCCGAGUACCUAGACCUGAUGAGGGUGGAGGUCGAUGCGCAGCUCGGCAAGCUCAAGGGGGGCGUCACCGGCCUCGAGAGCUAUGCCUUGCCGGACAACGGCCGCGUGAUCGGCGGUGCGCACCUCGGCAUGUCCCUUGACGUCAUGCUGAUUGAGAUAGACGAGAGGUUCAACGCCCUGAAGCUGCUCAUGGGUGCCGUGUUCCGACAGGCGAGGGAGAUGCUUGGAUCGGUCAACGCGUCGGCGUCUGAUCUCCAGUGGGAGCAUGAGCUGCAACUGGAAGUCUUCAGCGCCACGAUCGGGGAGUGUGUCAAUGGCCUGCAGGAGGAGCUAGAGAGGAGGCUCUAUGAGCAAAUUAACAUCACAAACACCAUGAGCAGGAACUGGAAGGAAGCCAUAGCUCAAUUUGCCGCGAUGCGUGAAGACCUUGGUGCUCUUUGUAAGCUACUGCUGCCUUCAGUACCAGAAGCACAUAUUUCUAACAGCAAGCAUGAAAGUUCAGGCAGUAGGAGUAACAGGUGGAAGUACAAUUUCUUUGGAAAGAAAACAAAAGAGGAUCGUUCUCCGCGUGCCGAGGAUAGUAAGAGUUUCAGGAAGCAAAAAUCAUUUGGUGCAAAGGAUGUCAUCUCAGAAAAAUCCGACUUUCGCCAUCUCAACGGUAGGACUAGAGAUGAAGUGAUAAGCUAUUUUAAGUCUGAGAUCAGCAAGCUGAAAAGGAUGCACGAAUCAGCAUUGCAAGAGAAGACAGAAGAACUGUUCAGGUUUAAACGGGAGAAGGGGUCACACUCUCUUAAGAAUGACUUGGAGUUUGAACCUUUGAGGAAGAAAAUUCCAGAGAUCAUAUCGAGAAUGGAUCAGAUCAUUUCCAAGAAUAUAAAAGUACCUGCGAUCUGCAUGACUCAUGAUGAGCUCGAUGAAAGAUGCAGACUUACAAGCAGAAUAGAUGCUUUGUACUACGAAAAUCAGCAUCUCCGAGGAUUGCUUGCAGAUAAGAUGAAAGAUGUUAAGGCAUUAUCAUCUCAACUGUCUGAAGCCAGUACAGAACUGUCUCUUCAAUUGUCAUCGGAAGAAGAGCUCCUGAGACAAAUUGACAAAAUUAGGCAAGAGUAUGAGGAGCUCCGAAUUGAAGGAGAUGUUAGAGAUGAGCUGUACCAAGCUGUUACAAGACAAUUGCUUGAUGACUCUAAGAACAGCAUGGAUGGUGCUGCACUGAAUUUUAGUGCAAAAAUGUCUUCUCUUGAAUCUGUAAUCUCUGAAAAGGAUAAAGAAUUGUAUUUAUACAAUGAAGAAAAUCACAGGUUAAAGGAUAAGUUAGCAGAGCUAGAAAAAGGGUGUUUGACCCAGAAUCACCAGGAAGAUCCAGAAGUCAUCAAACAAGAAAGUACAGAAAUUGUUCUGCGUGAUAUUGAGGUGGAGCCUCGCACAUCACCAAGAAGAUCAAAUGGGCACAAUCUGCAGUACGAUGAACUUGUGAAACUGAACUCAAGCUUAGAGAUUGAAUCUGGUGUCCUCAAGGAAAUUGACAUGAAAAAUGUGGAUCAUAGUAGUAGUCUCACUAAGAAAGAGCAGGAAAAGCAGAUGGAGUGCAUUUUAGUAUCUAUUAUGAAAUUAUCAAAAGAAUUUGUGGAGAUUGAGAAAAAAUUAUCAGUGGAAAGAACUGAAAACAGGUCAGAGGAUUUGAGUGAUCAUUGCAGCCACAUGGUCAGACAAGCUGUAGUACUAACAAAAAUAGGGCUCUGGUAUAAACAAAUGCUUGAAACAAGACGUUUUGAGCUCCAAAAGGCUGAAGCCAAGGUUGUCAUAUUGGGCGACAAGAUUAAUGCACAUUUAAGCCUUCUUCAAAAGAUAUACUUAACUCUGGAUCGCUACUCUCCUACAUUGCAGCAUCAUCCUGGUCUGCUAGAUGCUUUCCUGAAGACAUGCAAGCUUGUUGCAGAUUUGAGAAGUAAACACAAUGAAGGUGACGCGACAUAAAUGAGGGCAGCUUGGUGAGAUCUCCCUUGGUGACUAAUGUUUUGUGUUCCAUCAGGAACAUAUUGUUUGAGAGGGAAAUUGGCAUGUAUUGACGAGUGACGACCACUGGUCACCCGCUGGUUCCUCAUGUGCUUAACCAUGUGAAACCCCUGCAGUUGCAGAUCAAGUGAAGGGAUUCUUGUCUAACUGAAGUUUCAGACUUUCAGAUCCUGAUCUGGCUGUAAAUCUUACUAGUUUGAAUCAGCAGUUACCUUGCUGAACCUGUGCAAUACAAGUACAUACAUGCGGGCAGAUUUCCAGAUAACAAGCUUCAUGAGGAUCAUCAAAGAAACCAUGAGCGUGGUAGCUUGUUUUUAUCUGCAGAUGAUCGAUGGUCAGAAAUCUGAAACCACAUCUUGUAAAGAAAAAUGUCAAUGGCAGCGACUGGCCUGCUAAUGUACAGAUGACAUUUGCUUACUCGCUUGUUGGGUAGAGAAUAGGGUUACUUGUUUAGUUAGCACUAGCAGCCUAGGUCAGAAUGUAUUGAAGGAUGCUCUGUUAGAGGACCAGGGCACCAGAUAGGUCAGAUGUAAGCCACAUUGUAAGCGGACAGUUUAUUCUCCUGUGCUGAGUAUCUUUCCUCCAUCUAGCUUGA
Messenger RNA from Setaria italica (foxtail millet), 3135 nucleotides. Its product is annotated as WPP domain-associated protein. The record is from RefSeq and is a predicted model, not a curated record. The transcript is spliced from 5 exons. The coding region runs from base 186 to 2501 and encodes 771 amino acids. Lineage: Eukaryota; Viridiplantae; Streptophyta; Magnoliopsida; Poales; Poaceae.